This is a messenger RNA of Aaosphaeria arxii CBS 175.79, 1635 nucleotides long. Its product is annotated as subtilisin-like serine protease-like protein PR1A. Gene Ontology annotation, molecular function: serine-type endopeptidase activity. Lineage: Eukaryota; Fungi; Ascomycota; Dothideomycetes; Pleosporales. Gene Ontology annotation, biological process: proteolysis. The coding region runs from base 136 to 1287 and encodes 383 amino acids. The record is from RefSeq and is a predicted model, not a curated record. The transcript is spliced from 4 exons.
GUAGCGACCUCCUCGAUGUCUAUAUAAGACGUGCAUUUGUCCUUAGAAGCUGAUCUUUGCUUUACAGAAUCCAGGACUUUUCUACAGCCAACCUUAAAACAGAAGCAACAUAUCUUCAAUCUUCCCAGCUUUUUCAUGAUGUUUUCCAAAUCAAUCAUUCUGGCAUUGUUGCCCGCUGCAUUUGCGGCUCCACUCAUCAUCCCCCGAGAUGAGACACUGAUUCCCAAUAAGUACAUCGUCAAACUGAAGCCUGACGCUUCUAUUGCGGAUGUGGAGGCUGCUCAGGGUCUGCUUGCGAAUGCUCCUGACUUCGAAUAUGACUUUGGCGGUUUCCGAGGGUUCGCUGGCUACCUCUCUCCUGAUGCAGUCACGAAGCUUCAGGACUCAGGCGCUGUAGAAUGGAUCCAACAAGAUGCUGAAGUGCACACCCAAACCUGGCUCUCCGAGAGCGGAGCCCCUUGGGGUCUUGGCCGCAUCUCUCAUGAGGCAAAGGGUAGUGACACCUAUGUGUACGACUCUACUGCUGGAGAGGGCACUUGCAGCUACAUCAUCGAUACUGGCAUCUAUGUUGACCACCCUGAAUUUGAGGGCCGUGCCGAGUGGCUCGAGAACUUCACUGGUGAUGGUCAAGACAGCGAUGGUGCUGGUCAUGGCACCCAUGUCGCUGGUACUGUUGGCUCAAAGACAUAUGGCGUUGCUAAGAAGACAAAACUCCUUGCCGUCAAGGUUCUUGAUGCCGGCGGUUCGGGUACAUUCGCUGGCGUCAUCGCUGGUAUUCAAUUCGCUUCUGAGGACCAAAAGACCCGCGAUUGUCCUAAGGGCUCGGUUGCUAACAUGAGUUUGGGUGGUGGCAGGAAUACUGCCGUCAAUGAGGCUGUUGCUGCUGGUGUAGCUGCGGGUCUCUUCUUCGGUGUCGCGGCUGGUAACAACAACGCCAAUGCCGCCAACUACUCGCCUGCCUCUGAAGCAAGUGCUUGCACAGUUGGCGCUACCGAUUCCAACGACGCAAAGGCAUCUUUCUCCAACUAUGGUGACAUCGUCGAUGUCUUUGCCCCCGGUGUUCAAGUUCUUUCCACCUGGAACGACGGAAAGACUAACUCCAUUUCCGGUACCUCAAUGGCCACACCACAUGUUGUCGGCCUCGCCGCCUAUCUUCUUGCUUUUGAAGGCAUCUCGACUGAUGCCCUUUGCGCGCGCAUCGUGGAGUUGGCUCAUCAGGGUGUCAUCACCGGACUUCCCAGUGGAACAAAGAACCUGCUCGCCUUCAACGGUGCCCAGGUCCAGUAGAUGUGCAAUGACGGAAAGCCAGACGAUGCUUAAACUUCGACUUCCUGGCCCUCCUUCACAUCGGCCACCUACGAGUAAUCUUUCUCACGUAUGAUACUGAGGGUAUCUGGUUGCAUGACUAGGGUUUUGACAUUCCUUUCCACUUAUAUUGGUAGUAGCCACGAGCGUUCUGGACAUUGGACUGCAUUUAUGAGCGACGGUAUUGAUGAUUUUGAUGGUUCAUCGGGGACAGUUUAGGAGAUUUGUGUUUUAAGCUACACGGUAAUAAUGAUGAGUUAAUUGCAUACAACUGCUUCUUGACAUCUCGCGUUCGCAAGAUAGCCCAUGUGCAUGAAGACAGACUUCGGC